This is a messenger RNA of Physella acuta, 1951 nucleotides long. RefSeq names its product glucosidase 2 subunit beta. Gene Ontology annotation, cellular component: glucosidase II complex. The record is from RefSeq and is a predicted model, not a curated record. Gene Ontology annotation, molecular function: protein binding. Gene Ontology annotation, biological process: N-glycan processing. NCBI's taxonomy places the organism in Eukaryota, Metazoa, Mollusca, Gastropoda, Physidae.
GUGAAUGCGGUAUAGUCUAGUGGUACAGUAACGUCAUCAUUAUCAGUCUUCAGCCGAAUCUUAGCUGAGUUUUGAAUUUAAUUUAAAAUGAAGCUAGAAUUAAUUUUUUCUUUGAUAUUGAGUUUUAGUGCUGGAAUCUAUUGCCUUGAAAGGCCAAGAGGAGUUUCUAUUGAAAAGGCAGCAUUUUAUCAAGGAAGCACAACAUUCAGAUGUUUAUCAGAUGGCAAAUCCAUCCCUUUGGAACAUGUAAAUGAUGACUACUGUGAUUGCGCUGAUGGUUCAGAUGAACCAGGAACCUCUGCAUGUAGCAAUGGAUUAUUCUAUUGUGAAAACAAGUCAAUUAAAGGCAGUUACAUCAUGUCCUCGCGUGUGAAUGAUGGGAUCUGUGACUGUUGUGAUGGUUCUGAUGAAUAUGAUGGUACAAUCUCUUGUGAGAACCUCUGCGAGAAAAUGCUAGCAGAGAUCAGAGCUCAGCAAGAAGCGUUAAGAGAGAAACAAGAAGCUGGUUAUAAAGUUAAGCUUGAGUAUAUUCAGACUGGAAGGCGAACCAAAGAUGAGAAACUGUCUCAAUUGACAGAAUUAUCAAAAGAAAAGGAUCUGCUUGACAAAGAGAAAGAUAUUCUCAAAGCUGCGAAAGAGGAAGCUGAAGCUCCAGAAAAAGUGGCUAAAGAUAAACAUGAACAAGCCUGGGAAGCUGUGAAAGCUGAGCGCAAAAAGAGGCAAGAAACUGAAGCUGCUUCUCUAGCGUUUCUUGAUCUGGAUGUUAAUCAGGAUGGCCGAGUUGACUUCCCAGAAAUCAUAAGACACCCAGAGUUUGAUAUUGAUUCUGAUGGUACAGUUAGUGAGGAAGAGGCUAGGGAAUACCUGGAGGAAAGAGAGGAGGUUGAUUUAGAAACCUUCACAGAAAAGAUCUGGCCCAAUGUCAAAGAGAUUUACAAACCUUAUGGGUCAAUACAAGAAGAAACCAAGGAGGAAAAGAAGGAUGAAGCUCCAGCACCACCAGAGGUGCCUGAAGAAGCAGAUCCAGAAAUUCCACUUGAUGAUAUUAAAGAAGGAACUACAGAUGAAAAAGAUGAAAAAACUGAGGAGUAUGAUGAUGAUGAUGAUGAUACUGAAGAAGAUGAUGAUGAGGAAGAUGUAGAAGAAAAAAAUGAUAAUAAAGAUGUAAUUGAUAAAAAAUCUGAUUUGGAGCAGGUUGCUGAAGAAGAUAGGAUGCCUGAUUAUGAUGAUGAAACUAAGAGGUUGAUGGCAAUUGCUGAUGAAGCCAGACAAAAAUAUGACGAGGCUGACAAAAAAGUGAAAGAUAUUGACAACGAAAUUAACAACAUAAAGAAGUAUCUGGACCUUGACCUUGGGCCAGAAGAAGAGUUCUCUGUCCUGAAGGGCCAGUGCUUUGAGUACACAGACAGAGAGUACACUUACAAAUUCUGCCCCUAUGAGAAGACAUCUCAGAAACCUAAAGGUGGUGGUAUAGAAACUAACUUGGGUGUGUGGGGACACUGGCAUGGCCCAGAAGGUGACAAAUACGACUCCAUGAAGUAUGAGAAUGGCCAGAGCUGCUGGAAUGGGCCCAACAGAUCAUGCCAUGUAAAGAUCCACUGUGGAUCAGAGAAUGCUCUGACAGGUGCAUCAGAGCCAAGCCGCUGUGAGUACCAGUUUGAGUUUACAACCCCUGCCAGAUGCUCCCAGCCACAAGACACCCACCCCCAUGAGGAGCUUUAGUUCUGUCAAGAAAUGCUGUCAGUUUCAAUUUGUAGUUUUCUAACCAUCACACAGAAAAUUGUUAUUUUUGUAACAAGGAUGUAUGUUGUUCACUGUUCACUUUUACAUGCAGAAAUUGAUGCUCAACAAAAGAAUGUUUCCUUAUUUUUAUUUUUGUUAAAGCUCCCCAUAAUGUUUGAAUGUGCAUUAUGUUUAUUGAAGGAACAAUUAUAUUAUGUUGUUAAACUUA